Messenger RNA from Triticum dicoccoides, 1067 nucleotides. Its product is annotated as chitinase 2-like. The record is from RefSeq and is a predicted model, not a curated record. Gene Ontology annotation, biological process: carbohydrate metabolic process. Lineage: Eukaryota; Viridiplantae; Streptophyta; Magnoliopsida; Poales; Poaceae. The transcript has a single exon. The coding region runs from base 46 to 990 and encodes 314 amino acids. Gene Ontology annotation, molecular function: hydrolase activity, hydrolyzing O-glycosyl compounds.
CCAAGCUGUGCAAAUACCAAUCGCUCCCACGAACAAAAGCCACCAAUGGGCUCCACAAAGCUCAUCGCAGCGACUCUUCUCCCCGCUUUCCUCGCCCUCCAUCUACACGCCCCAGCAGCAAUGGCCACCGCGGCAGGAAGCUCCAACUCCAACCUCUUCCGCGACUACAUCGGCGCCCUCUACAACGGCGUCAGGUUCGCCGACGUGCCGGUCGACCCGCGCGCCCGCUUCGACUUCAUCCUCGCGUUCGUCAUCGACUACACCACCGCGACGGAGCCCCCGUCCCCGACCAACGGCCGGUUCAACGUCUUCUGGCAGGACACGGUGCUCACCCCUGACGCGGUCGCCGAGGUCAAGCGGCGGAACCCCAACGUGCGCGUGGCCGUCAGCCUCGGCGGCGCCACGGUCAACGGCAGGCCCGUGUUCUUCAACGUCACCUCCGGCGUCGACUCCUGGGUCCGCAACGCCGUCGACUCCCUCACCGGCAUCAUCCGGCGGUACGGCCUGGAUGGCAUCGACAUCGACUACGAGCAGUUCCAGGUGGACCCGGCCACCUUCGCCGAGUGCGCCGGCCGUCUCGUGGCGGCGCUCAAGAGCAACGGCGUCAUCAGCUUCGCGUCCAUCGCGCCGUACGGCAACGCCGACGUGCAACGCUACUACCGGACGCUGUGGGCGGCGCACGGGGCCGCAAUAGACUACGUCAACUUCCAGUUCUACGCCUACGGUGCUAGCACCACCGCGGCGCAGUACGUCAGCCUCUUCGACGAGCAGAUCGCCAACUACCCUGGAGCCAACAUCCUGGCCAGCUUCACCACGGCGGCGACGAACACCUCGGUGCCGGUCGACAUCGCGCUUAGUGCUUGCCGGACUCUGCAGGGGCAGGGUAAGCUCUACGGCAUCUUUGUCUGGGCUGCAGACCAUUCCAGGAACCAAGGAUUCAAGUAUGAGACACAGUCGCAGGCCCUGUUGACUGAUGCCACCACGUACUAGUUACCCACAGCUUCUUGGUUUGCGUAUAUCUAUCUAUUAGUGAAAUCAUAUGGAAUAAAACGAGCAUCCGAUUUUAA